Messenger RNA from Cannabis sativa, 1024 nucleotides. RefSeq lists its product as uncharacterized. The record is from RefSeq and is a predicted model, not a curated record. The transcript has 4 exons. Lineage: Eukaryota; Viridiplantae; Streptophyta; Magnoliopsida; Rosales; Cannabaceae. Bases 1 to 663 code for a protein of 220 amino acids.
AUGAGAAAUCCAAGAAUUGUUCUUGGAAUAUAUCAUUGUGUUCCAAGGCUACUAUUGUGUGCUUUGUAUGCUUUUAAAACAUUUUGCUUUUUCAGAGCAAAAGGAAAUCAGCAACAGAUUGCGGUUAUAUAUAAAUAUGAAUUCGCAGGUUCUAAUGUUCAUUGUCGAUUCUUGGAAAUUAUAUUAUUGUGUGUUGUAGUUGUACAAAUUAAAAUUGAAGCCAUAAAUCUUGAAUCUUUGGUAGUGAAAGGUAUUCCCUUGGACCAUAUAAAAUUCUCUUCUUGCAAGAAAAUUAGAAAUUUAUCAUUAUGUAGAAUUUACCUUGAGAACAAUCACCUUGAAGCUCUCAUUUCAAAUAUUCCUCUAAUUGAGAAUUUGGCUUUGAGCAACUGCAAUUCAUUAGAGAAGGAGCAUAUUAAAAUCUCGAGCCAACACUUGAAAUGUUUCCAUUACAAUCGAAUCUGCUCUACUUUCAAGGUUCUCAUCUGGCCAGAAAACUUGAAGAAUUUACGUCGUCGUCAUCUUUUGCUUAAUUGGAAGCAUCUCAAAGUUAAUACUGAUUGUAAACCCGAGAAAGAGAAAGAGUCAAACUUGAAGGAUGCCUUGAUGCGGAUUGCACCUUCUUUAGAAACAUUACGUAUUAAUGAAAAUGUCAUCUUUUAGUUGCUUUACAAUAUUGUAACUGCUGAUUAUGAGAUUGUUAUAGUUACUUAUUAGUAGUCUUUAUCCUAAUGAAUUGCAUAAGAAUGACUGAUUUUUGCUUGAGAAACUCAGCAAGUUCAAUUUUGUCUGUAAUAAUUGAGUGAGCUCUUUUGUAAUUGAAACACAGAGAGAGAGAAACAAAUAAAGAAAAAGUGGCAAUAAAGAAAAUGUGUGUAAGAUUCAUUCGAGUUUUUAUUUGUUGUUUCGAAUUGCUUUUGAUUUCUUGAUUUUUAGAUCACAUUGGGAUCUUUUUAUGUUUUGUGGUGAAUUCUCAAUUCGAUUCCUAACAUGUUCUUCGAAUUAGAGUACUAAACAUUUAGGC